Annulohypoxylon maeteangense is the source of this 1690-nucleotide messenger RNA. Its product is annotated as Flavocytochrome c. Gene Ontology annotation, molecular function: FMN binding; oxidoreductase activity. The transcript has a single exon. The coding region runs from base 64 to 1572 and encodes 502 amino acids. The record is from RefSeq and is a predicted model, not a curated record. Lineage: Eukaryota; Fungi; Ascomycota; Sordariomycetes; Xylariales; Hypoxylaceae.
AGAAGCCGAUGCUAUACUUUUUUAAUCUGUUUCGUCAUUGGUUUCCUCACUGCUCUUCUAUGCAUGGUCCUCUUCCGCCCUAACGCGACCUCCCUCACGCUAAAUAGUAUAUCUAGCUCUUUGUUAGCCACGAUGACGACCCAGGCCACGGCAGCGGCAAGGAAGCCCGUUAUAGUCGUGGGAUCCGGUCUCGCCGGUCUGUCUGCGGCGCACGAAGCGCUUCGCGCUGGAGCUACUAUUCGCAUGUUGGACCGCGCACCCAAACCUGGUGGGAACAGCAUCAAAGCCUCAUCCGGAAUCAACGGCGCUGGUACGCGGUUUCAACAACCGCUAGGCAUAACUAAGGAUGACAGUUUCUUCUCCGAUACCGUGCGGUCGGCUGGUGCUAGAUUCGCUGAGAGAAAUCCCCCGGUUGACCGCAAGGUCCUGGUUGAGAUAUUGACAGGACAAUCCGAAAGUGCCGUGAAUUGGCUGGCUGAUGAGUUAAAUGUUGAUUUAAGUGUUGUUGCCCAACUCGGUGGACACUCGGUCCCGCGGACGCACCGCGGUGGAGGGAAACUACCUCCCGGAGCAGCGAUCGUAUCGGCUUUAUUAGAUACGCUGAAGGCAAACUCGAGCUUUUCGUUGGAAAAUUCGGCCGAGGUCGAUAAGUUACUCACCAGCGAUGGUGUAGUUAAAGGGGUCCGCUAUCGUUCCGCAGACGGGCAGACAUAUGAGCUGGAAGGGCCCGUGGUCUUUGCGACGGGAGGGUUCGCAGGUGAUGCUCACGGCUUAUUAUCAAAAUACCGACCCGACCUAGCAGGCAUUCCAUCUACGAAUGAGGCACGACCAGCUUCUCACGGCCUACUCUCCGCAAUCGGCGCCUCAUUCGUUGAUAUGGACAGCGUACAGAUUCACCCGACGGGUUUCGUAGAUCCCAAAGACCCCGGCUCGGCGUACAAGUUCUUAGCCGCUGAAGCUCUACGAGGUGAAGGUGGCAUUCUAUUAUCUGGCGAUGGGACGCGGUUCAUCGAUGAGCUACAGACCCGGGACGUCGUCAGCGCUGCCAUCAUGGCUCUGCCGCACUUGAUAGUCGAUAAGACAAGGCAGUGGGAAGUAAAACUCCUACUCGAUCCCGGUGCAUGCGAGGCCACCGCAUCACACAUAGGAUUCUAUCUCUGGAAGGGUUUAUUACAGAAAAUAAAAGUCAGAGACUUAGCCCCAGAAGUCAUCGCAUCAGUUGACAAGUACGCGACCUUAGUUGCUGCACACGGCGAAGACACGUUAGGGAGAAAGGCAUUUGGGCACUGGAAGUUACCCCCCGGAGAGGCCAAUCGGGACGAAGAGGUAUGCGUCGGGACUGUAACGCCAGUAGUUCACUUUACAAUGGGAGGCGUGACGUUCGAUUCGCAAGCGCGAGUCUUGCGGACAAAAGAGGGUGAACUAGUACCUAUACCCGGUCUAUGGGCUGCAGGCGAAAUUACUGGUGGCAUACAUGGUGCAAAUAGGCUGGGUGGCUCGUCAUUACUCGAAUGCGCCGUUUUCGGUAGGAUUGCUGGCCGUGAGGCUGCGAAGAGCUUAACAAAUGUAUGAUGAUUUGGGGCCAGGUGAAUGUAAAUCUAUUAUAGUUCAGUCUCUACCUAGGGGAGCCGUUGAUAAUAUUAUAUUACAUACGGCACAUAGACAAAAUGGCUGCACAUUCUCGACACUA